AUGGGAAUUAAACAUCUCUUCCAGCUUAUCAAGGAGGAAGCUCCCCUCUCUAUCAGGGAGGGUGAGAUCAAGCAACAUUUCGGCCGCAAAGUCGCAAUCGAUGCGUCCAUGAGCAUCUACAGCUUCCUGAUUGCCGUUCGCUCAGACGGCCAACAGCUCAUGAACGAUGCCGGAGAAACGACAUCACAUCUGAUGGGCAUGUUCUACCGCACUCUCCGCAUGGUCGAUGCUGGUAUCAAGCCACUCUACGUCUUCGACGGCAAGCCCCCCAAGCUCAAGUCCGGAGAAUUGGCCAAGCGUUUCCAGCGGAAGCAAGAAGCACAGGAGGACCUCGAGGAGGCCAAGGAGACAGGAACGGCCGAGGAUGUUGAGAAGUUCUCGCGCCGGACAGUGCGUGUCACCAGAGAGCAUAACGCUGAAUGCCAGCGACUCCUGAAGCUGAUGGGCAUUCCGUACAUCAUUGCCCCGACUGAGGCUGAAGCCCAGUGUGCCGUGCUUGCGCGUGCUGGCAAGGUCUAUGCUGCUGCUAGCGAGGAUAUGGAUACGCUGUGCUUCAAUACCCCUAUUCUUCUUCGGCACCUUACCUUUGCCGAGCAGCGCAAGGAGCCCAUCCAGGAAAUCCAUACGGACAAGGUGCUGGAAGGGUUGAACAUGGACAGGAAGCAGUUUGUUGAUCUCUGCAUCCUCCUUGGUUGCGACUACCUCGAUCCAAUCCCCAAGAUCGGCCCUUCGACCGCUCUCAAGCUGAUCCGUGAGCACGGCUCCCUUGAGAAAGUGGUCGAGUUUAUCCAGAACGACCCCAAGAAGCGCUAUACCAUCCCCGAAGACUGGCCAUACCAGGAUGCGCGCGAGCUGUUCUUCAAUCCCGACGUUCGGCAGGCAGACGACCCGGAGUGUGAUUUCAAGUGGGAGAAGCCAGAUGUCGAGGGGCUGGUUCAGUUCUUGGUCAAGGAAAAGGGGUUUUCGGAGGACCGUGUUCGCAACGGAGCGCAACGUCUAGAGAAAAAUCUGAAAGGAGCGCAGCAGGCGCGCAUCGAGGGUUUCUUCAAGGUCAUCCCGAAGACCGAAGCGGAGAAGCAGGCCCAGAAGCGCAAGAUCGAGGAGCAAAUUGAGGCGAGGAAGAAGAAGGCCAAGGAGGAGAAGAAGGAAAAGGCGAAGCAGAAGGCGAAGCCUCGUGGUGCUGCUUAA
Messenger RNA from Thermochaetoides thermophila DSM 1495, 1188 nucleotides. RefSeq lists its product as uncharacterized. The record is from RefSeq and is a predicted model, not a curated record. Gene Ontology annotation, cellular component: nucleus; cytoplasm. Gene Ontology annotation, molecular function: 5'-flap endonuclease activity; 5'-3' exonuclease activity; DNA binding. NCBI's taxonomy places the organism in Eukaryota, Fungi, Ascomycota, Sordariomycetes, Sordariales, Chaetomiaceae. Bases 1 to 1188 code for a protein of 395 amino acids. The transcript has 4 exons.